Molecule: messenger RNA, 1143 nt
Organism: Rhodotorula graminis WP1
Lineage: Eukaryota; Fungi; Basidiomycota; Microbotryomycetes; Sporidiobolales; Sporidiobolaceae
Exons: 3
Coding region: 1-1113 (370 amino acids)
Molecular function (GO): acetyltransferase activity
Source: RefSeq, a predicted model, not a curated record
AUGCGCACCUUCCGCCCCGACCAGAGCCGCUACUUCUCGUCCAGCGUGCCGCCGAGCCUCGCAUGCCUCAACCUGGCCGACACCGAGGCCUACCUCGAGCGCAUCGGCCUCGCUCGCUGGUCGAGUGCCGGCUCCUCCUCCGCCAACCUCGCCUCCGAGCCGCCCUCGCUCGACCUCCUCGCCAAGAUCCUCAUGGCGCACCACCUGUCGGUCCCGUACGACUCGAGUGCCAUCCACGUCGGGUCAGAAGCAUGGGCGCGAGGAAAGGCGGGGCAGGGCGAGCCGAUCCAGUGGCGCGCCGGACCAGGUCAAGAACUCGGCGAGGGCAACUUUCGGCGCAUCGUGCUCAAGCGCCAGGGCGGUUACUGCUUCUCGACCAACUGUCUCGCUGCGGCUCUUCUUCGAGGUUUCGGGUUCCGGGUCAGCGAGGUCGGCGCCCGAGUGUACCUGCAGCGGGGCAAGGACCCGGCAGAAGUCGGCUGGAGCUGGUGGUCGCAGACGACGCACGUCUGCCUCCUCGUCGACUGGGAAGGUUCAGGCGGGAGGUGGUUCUGCGACUUUGGUUUCGGCGGCGGCGGCUCGCCUGUCCCUAUUCCCCUUCAACACGGCGCCACGUCACCCUCCCUCUCUCGCUCCGAAUCGUUCCUCCUCUGCGAGGAGGCCAUGCCUCUCGGCGACGACGACUCGUUCCUGCACGAUCCUCCCAAUGGCUUCACGCUGUAUCGUCGCGUUGUCCCGGCCGGCUUCAUCAUCGCCUCGCCCGACGAAACCAAGCUCGAGCCGGGCCACUUCUUUACGCCCUGCAUCCACUUUUCCGUCAGCACCCUCGCCCCGCUCGACAUCGUCGCCAACGACUUUUACAAUUCGCAGCACCCGAGCGCGCCCUGGGCGUCCAUCUUCCUCACGUCGCGCCUCCUGCCCAACGGCGCGCGCCGGUCCCUGUGUCACGGGAUCCCGGCGCUCGAGGCCGGUGCGCCGCAGGACGGCCGCAAGUACGCCAAACUGUACUCGAAGGAGGGCAUCAAGGGCGACGAGUACGACGUCGAGUGGGUCCCGUUCGACACGCAGUCGAUCGGCGCAGUGCUCGAGCGAGACUUUGGCUUCCUCUUGUAGACUUCUCCGUGGAAGGCAUCCUGCCGCAUC